Molecule: messenger RNA, 1485 nt
Organism: Aureobasidium melanogenum CBS 110374
Lineage: Eukaryota; Fungi; Ascomycota; Dothideomycetes; Dothideales; Saccotheciaceae
Exons: 1
Source: RefSeq, a predicted model, not a curated record
CGACUCUUUACCCAAAACCACCCGCUCCUUCUCAUCACACGCACAUCGUCCCCUCGACCGCAACUUCCAUAUUUGUCGCAACCUUCACGGAACGCCUUCGCCUCGAGACAGACAGCGCGUUUUUUGACGACCGAAAACAAGAACUAUGUCAAAGAGCAGGUCUGGCUGGCUGCCAAGUGGUCCGCUAUAGGAUGGUCUUUCUUCUUCCUCGGAGUCGUCGCUCUCUACGGCAUCAACCAGGAAGUGCUAGAACGCAAGACUCCUUCCCCUGACGAGUGGUCCUUCUUCUCGCGCAAUCACUUCCGAUGCGCCAAUGCCGCCGUGAAGCCAGACCACGAGUACACCGACUGGGCCCAGGUCGCAACUGAGUUCAGAAGAUGUUUGGAGAGACUCGAGAAUCCCGAGAUUGAUGGCAAAGGCACGAGUCCCCUUGUCCCUGGCAUGGAUGAUAUUCGUGGCAUCAACCCGUCUGCCUUUGACAUCUCUGAAAAGUCAUUUGCGUGGAAAGAAGGCUAUUUCCAGGUCGUCAUGCAAUGCGCUCGUGCUUCCGAACAUAUCGACAACAUGGUUCUCGACACUACCCGCAAAAUCAUUUUCCCCAAAGAGGUUGUUAUUGGUCCUUCAAACCCCAACCCUCGCCCCUGUCCUCCUGGUGCCGAGUCUGCUCCCCGCGAGGAAGAUUGCGAGAGAGCGUAUGCUCCUCCAGAGACCUUCUACCUCAAGGUCUUGACUGGUCUUGGUUUCUCCAGCCGUCAGAGAAUUGAGGCUGCUCUGGCAUACGCCAACUGGCUUGAGAUCAAGGGCUUGACCGAUUCGGCUGAUGAGACUUACAAGUGGGCUGUUGACAUUGCUGCCUCUGCUCUGCCAGCACCAGAUGCUGUCAUUGACAAGGACACUUCCAUCCUUCGUGUACAAGAAGCCACCCCUCCUAGCCCCAACCUCCUCCGUACCGCAACCGCUCUUGCUACCCAUCGUGCUCGUUCUGGCAAUGUUACUUCCGCUCUUCCCAUCUUCUUGUCUGUCCUUCGUGCCCGCCACGCCUCUCCAGUUGACAUUGCUCCUGCAACCAGGUCGGAGUAUACCCCCUUCUACGUCUCGGAUCCAACAAACACCGACAUCGGUUCCUUCAUCAACAUCGUCAAGUCUCUCUUUACUCCUCCUAAAUACCCUGCUGAACCUCCUUCUGGUGACGAGCCAUUCUUGCGUCAACCUGACUCCGUCCCUGAUUGUGCCGAAGCUGAACUUAUGCUCUACAUUGGAGAGAUCCUUUUCGCAACCGCUUCAUCAGGUCACGAAGACGAAGGUCUUGGCUGGACCAAGCAAGCUGUCGCCAUUGCUGAGCGUGGUUCUUCUUCGAAUGAUGUUCUGCCCGCAAAUCGCGACAAGUGCAAAGCAUGCCUUGAGACCGGUAUCGCCAACUGGGGUGCCAUGGUUGCGAAGCUGUUGAAAGAGUCUCAAUCCAAGCCUACUACCUCCUCUUCGUGG